GAAGAAAAGAAAAGAAAAAGAGAGAAGGAACAUUGUGAUACUGAGGGUGAAAUGGAUGACUUUGAUCCAGGAAAAAAAGUGGAAGUUGAUCCACCCUCUGAUCGUCCAGUCCGGGCCUGUAGAACUCAACCCACAGAAAAUGAGAGCACUCCUAUUCAACAAUUAUUGGAACAUUUCCUUCGUCAGUUACAGAGGAAGGAUCCUCAUGGUUUUUUUUCCUUUCCAGUCACUGAUGCUAUUGCUCCUGGCUAUUCCAUGAUAAUAAAACAUCCUAUGGAUUUUGGUACAAUGAAAGAAAAAAUUGUAGCAAAUGAGUACAAGUCAGUAACAGAAUUCAAGGCAGAUUUUAAACUGAUGUGUGACAAUGCAAUGACUUACAACAGACCAGACACCGUGUAUUACAAACUGGCUAAAAAGAUUCUCCAUGCUGGCUUUAAGAUGAUGAGCAAAGCAGCUCUUUUGGGUGAUGAAGAUCCAGCUAUUGAAGAUCCAGUGCCCGAAGUUGUUCCUGUGCAUGUAGAGACUACCAAGAAAUCCAAAAAGCCAAGUAAAGAAGUUAUUAGUCCUGCCCAGGCUCCCACAGGCAUCCCUGACAUGAGCGACAUUGAGCUGGCCAUGCCCACCCCAUUCACGCCCACCAAGUAG
This is a messenger RNA of Protobothrops mucrosquamatus (brown spotted pit viper), 645 nucleotides long. Its product is annotated as bromodomain-containing protein 9. Gene Ontology annotation, biological process: regulation of transcription by RNA polymerase II. The record is from RefSeq and is a predicted model, not a curated record. NCBI's taxonomy places the organism in Eukaryota, Metazoa, Chordata, Lepidosauria, Squamata, Viperidae. The transcript has 6 exons. Gene Ontology annotation, cellular component: nucleus. The coding region runs from base 52 to 645 and encodes 197 amino acids.